This is a messenger RNA of Gadus morhua (Atlantic cod), 2370 nucleotides long. It is a transcript of the gene cep76, whose product is annotated as centrosomal protein 76. Gene Ontology annotation, biological process: regulation of centriole replication. The coding region runs from base 244 to 2244 and encodes 666 amino acids. Gene Ontology annotation, cellular component: centriole. The record is from RefSeq and is a predicted model, not a curated record. The transcript has 13 exons. Lineage: Eukaryota; Metazoa; Chordata; Actinopteri; Gadiformes; Gadidae.
GUAUGACACUAAAAUGAGCUGUCUGUUAUAUGGUUGAUUUAAGAAGUUGAAUAAAUAACAACAGGCAUUGGACAAGGGCACAUUCCCGCUUGCUUUUCCGCCACUGUUUAAACGGAACUUCCCAGGACUUGGCCAUGUAAAACUAAAGGAAAAUACAGCCUGGAUAGAUUGUCCCCUAUAUGGUUUCUUAAGCUAGGCCGUAUGUUACUGCUCAUUUGUUAUAGUUAGAGACUUUUAGUCACAAUGUCUCUGCCUCCAGAGAAAGCUAGCGAACUGAAGAAAACCAUUCACGAUCAUCUGAUAAAGAUGGAUGUCCAUGGGAAGAUUCGAGAGGUGCUGUCCGAGACUCUGAAGGAUGGUCUGGGCUAUGGACCGCAUACUUUCUCCGAGGGGGAUUUCCUACAGGCUCUACAGCGCAGGGGGAUCAUAGAUGAUGUCAUGAGAGACCUGCAGUUCAGCCAGAGUAUACAGCAAGACACGGAGAGAAGCAGAGAGAAAGAUUUCCCCAAUAAGUCUGCUCCUCAUGUUGCUGAAAAAAACCGGCUGCCGUUGAAUAGAAUGGACAUUGACGUGGCCCGUCGAUACCUUCAUCUCCAGGUACUUGGUGGCAAGGCCUUUCUGGAUCACCUGCAGGAACCAGAACCACUGCCCGGCCAGGUGUGUUCCACCUUUAGGCUCUACCUGCACUUCCGUAAUCAGAGGUUCCAGUCGAAGCCGGUUCCCUGUGCCUGCGAACCUGACCUGCAAGAGGGUUUCCUGUUGGAGGUCCACAGAGACGGAAUCGGGGAAGGUAGCAGAAUGGCAGAUUGCACCACUAUGCUGUCCAUUUGUGACCCAGUACAUUUGGUUCUGAUAAAGAUGGACACCUCCAAUGAAACCACUCUGGUCUCCUCCUACUUCCUGGAUUGGAGGAGUGUACUCAGUGCUCCCAGUGGGAGGACCUGCUUCAGUGUGGAGCUACUGGGAGUGGGAAGUGAGAGUAAAGUACCAGCCGGUGUUCUGACCAUCAGUCUUGAGCUCUACCCUCCACUGGUGGAGACUCUCAAUGUGGACAUCAUCACCACACAGCAAUCGCUGGAGCGCCAGAGGUCUGCGGAGAAGGAGAGGCUUUUCCUGGUCUAUGCCAAGCAGUGGUGGAGGGAGUUUCUAGAGAUCCGCCCUUCACACCAGUCCAAACUGGUCAAGAUCUUCGCACAGGACGAGAACGGUGUCAACCGGCCGGUGUGCUCCUAUGUGCGCGUGUUGCGGGCGGGCCGGCUGCUGGAGAGCCCCCGCCAGGCGGCGCGCUUCGUCAGUCUUCUGGCAGACGAGAAGGCCCCCCUGGUGGGCGGGGGGGCGAAGCAGGAGCAGUGGUGCUCACUGCUGGCCUUCGUGUGUAGAGGCAAGGGGGACUGUGAGGACCAUGCCACCCUGCUGUGCAGCCUGCUGCUGGGCUUCGGUCUGGAUGCGUACGUGUGUGUGGGCACCAGGGCCAAGGGAGGCCCCCACACCUGGGUCCUGACCCGCGGGACUGACGGAAGCAUCACCUUCUGGGAGAGCCUCACCGCGCACAGAUACCUGCACCAGGCUAUCGACCCAGACGCCCCGCCCCUGGCCCCCCAGCCCAAGCCCUCGUCCCCCUAUCGCACGGUGGGCUGCGUCUUCAACCACCAGAGCUUCCUGGCAAACUGCCAGCCCACGGACGCCGUGCCGCUCUGCGUCUUUGACCUUCAGAACCCAUCGCGGUGGAAGGCGAUGAGCGAGGAGGCCCUGAGGUCGGUGUGUGCUCCGGGUUCCACCACCUCCCUGCCUCCCAUCCCCCCCCUCUGCGCCUCCUCCCUGGAGCCCGCCGCCGCUAGCAACCAGCUGGAGCUGGAGAUGCGCUUCCUGGUGGCGGAGCACCGCAAGGACCUGGAGGUGGCCACGGUGUGGGACGACCACCUCUCCUACCUGCUGUCCUCGGCGCUGGCCGCCUACGAGACGGAGCGCUGCACCGGCGUCUCCUGCGGCAACGAGGAGUUCCAGGACGCGGUGAGGCGGGCGGUGCCCGACGGACACACCUUCAAGGGCUUCCCCAUCCACUUCCUGCACCGCAACGCACGCCGCGCCUUCGCCACCUGCCUCAGGUCCCAGUUCUGUGAGGAGAUAGUGAGUUGCCGUGGCGACCAUGUGAGGCUUGCGGUGCGCGUGCGCGUGUAUGCCUACCCUGAGAACGCCUGCGCGGUCUGGAUCAUGUUCGCUUGUAAAUACCGCUCCGUACUCUAAGCAAUGUGGACUGCGGAAUUCCCUCCCUCUGAUCUGCAGAAACACUGUCUGCAUCUAAAGAGAAUGUUUUUAGGUUAUAUUUAUAUAUUUAUAUUUUUUUAAAUAAAUAGAUCAUUGCAAAACGGA